This is a messenger RNA of Vitis riparia (riverbank grape), 1899 nucleotides long. Its product is annotated as pumilio homolog 5-like. The record is from RefSeq and is a predicted model, not a curated record. The transcript has 6 exons. NCBI's taxonomy places the organism in Eukaryota, Viridiplantae, Streptophyta, Magnoliopsida, Vitales, Vitaceae. The coding region runs from base 1 to 1899 and encodes 632 amino acids.
AUGGUUCAGAAUCGAAGUGGUAGUGCACCACCUAGUAUGGAGGGUUCUUUUGCUGCUAUUGGGAAUCUAAUGACUCCACAGAACAAUCUGAAUUCAAGCUUGGCAAGUUUAAGCAGUGCUAUUGAGAAUUCUGAGUCUGAGGAACAAUUGCGGUCUGAUCCAGCCUAUUUUGCGUACUACUGCUCUAACGUCAACCUGAAUCCAAGGCUUCCUCCACCUCUUAUUUCACGGGAGAAUCAACGCCUGGAAGAGUCUGAGGAUGAUAGGUCACCCUGUCAAACCUCAGAUGAUUGGCCAGAAAGCAGCAGUGCAGUUAUGCCUGGACAGAAGACAGCUUCUUCAGCAGGUCGCCAUAAAAGUUUGGUUGAUCUGAUACAGGAGGACUUUCCCCACACCCCAUCCCCUGUAUAUAAUCAGUCUCGUUCCUCAAGCCAUGCAGCAACGGAGGAACUACUUGAUCUUGAUUUCCAUGCCAUUUCAUUAAAUGAUUCUUCUCUUGAAAUUUCAAAAUUACCGGAACCAGGUCCAGGCACUGUUGAUGUUUCUGCAAGCACAUGCACUCUAGAUGCACCUGCUAUUGGGUUAAUGCCCAAUAAGGAUGAUGCGGCUAACUCUUUUCCAAGCUCAUCAUAUUCUGAUAGAAAACACAGCUCAUUGCCUCUACCUAAAGAUGAAUCAAGCGAUAAAGGUGGGGUUGGUGCGUUAGUUAGUGAGGGCGCUGGAUUGGAGGUUUCUAGAGUGGAGUCUAAAACCAAAGCACCUAAUGUAUCUAUUCUUCUAGUUGCUGAGAAUAAUGCAAAUAAACAAGGACAGAAACCAUCGUAUGAGAGGAAUGCGCCGCCACACCAUCCAUAUGCACAACAAAGCUCUCCAUACAAAGUUCAGGGAGUUCGGGCUCAAGUGAUCUCUCAAGGAAUGAGCUACCCUUAUAAUGGCAUGGAAAAACUUACCCAUGCACUCCCUAAGUUCUCUUUAGUUGAGGUACAGCCUAUGACGCAGUCUCCUGGACUCACCCCUCCUCUGUAUGCAACAGCAGCAGCAUAUAUUGCUUCAGGAAGUCCAUUUUACCCUAACACACAGCCAUCAGGCCUAUUUGCUCCGCAGUAUGGGGUGGGUGGAUAUAGUCUGAGUUCGGCACUUGUUCCUCAAUUUAUAGGUAGGUACCCUACUCCUGCUGUUAUUCCUAUGCCUUUUGACGCUACUUCUGGUCCAAGCUUUAAUGCUCGAACAACUGGUGCAUCAAUGGGGGAAAGCAUUCCACAUGAGUUACAAAGUCUGAAUAAGAUCUAUGGGCAUCAUGGGUUAAUGCUGCAACCUUCUUUUCUGGAUCCUCUUCAGAUGCAAUACUUUCAGCAUCCUUUUGAGGACGCAUAUGGAAGCAGGUCAGCAAGAUCGCCUUACCGCAGCAGUUCAUCCUGCAUGAUUUUGAUGCUAGUGAUCAUGAUUCCAUCCUAUGCUUCUUCGAUCAUGGUUUCAUCUUCUUUGAUUGAUCGAGAGGAAAAUGAUUCUGCAUCCCAACCUCCUGUUCCGAGAAACCUAUUAGGGAAGUUUAGAGCUUCUACAAAGGCAAUUUUUUUCAGCCGCUCAAUUGAAGUUUGGAGAAUUGAUGAUAGCGAAAAACAGUCAGCCAGCUGUGUUCUUGCAAUGGAGAACCCUGCUGUCUUCCUAGAUAGCAGGUGCAUUGAUAAUGGGGAUAUAGAUAAGUCAGGCUUAUAUGCCUUGGCUAUUUCUGAAAUUAGUGUUUUUGUUAUUUUUGGUAUGCAAAGAAUGUGGAGGACUUACGAGAAGAUUAAGAAGAAAUUCGAUCCAGUAAUAAGUUUAUUCUCUCAUUCAGACUUCGACAAAUUGCUCACAGCCAUCGACCUUUUGAUUGCUUUUGAGGAUCUUGACGCCAAUUGA